UUAAUGACAAUAAUUGGUCAAGCUGACUGGGUCUCAAUGGAGUGUACUAUUUGUUCGAAAUGUCGUCUAAGCAAAGGUCAAUCAAAACCUUCUUUAAGGCUAGUAAUGCCCAAUGCGGAGAAAAUCUGGAUCCCAACAUGUCCUCCCAAAGUCCGCCAUCCAAGCGAAUCAAAGGCCAAUCUCAACUGCGACCACCGGCUUCUUCCACAUCAGAUCCCGUCAAACUUACGGAGCCCGUUGAAAUGGGACCAGAUAAUCUCAAAACUUGUCAGGCCUUGAGCGGUGCUCUCCAUCCAGACAUCGGUCCCACUUGGUUCCAUGCGCUCAAGCGUGAGUUCCAGACGGAAAAAUUCAAAGCCUUGAGCGACUUUUUGCUGAAAGAGCGCCAAACUAAGACUAUUUUCCCGCCUCACGACCAAGUGUGGGCGUGGACGCAACAUUUUGAGCUGAAGAGCACGAAGGUGGUCAUUUUGGGACAAGAUCCUUACCAUGGACCAAACCAAGCUAACGGGCUGUGCUUCUCGGUUAAGAAGGGGGUGAGCACGCCUCCUUCGUUGCUGAAUAUUUACAAAGAAUUGGAGGCGGAUAUUGAAGGAUUUCGUCGACCCUCUCAUGGAGAUUUGAGUGGGUGGGCCCGACAAGGCGUUCUGUUGUUAAAUGCUUGUCUGACGGUUCCACAGGCCCAAGCCAAUGCUCACAAAGACAAGGGCUGGGAAGCGAUUACGGAUGCCAUCAUUCAAAAAAUCAGUAAUCAUUGUGAGGGUGUGGUCUUCUUGCUGUGGGGUGCCUUUGCUCAAAAGAAAGCUGCCAAAGUUGACUGCACCAAGCACCAUCUCCUCAAAUCGGUCCACCCGUCGCCCUUGAGUGCUCACCGAGGUUUUCUAGGAUGUAAGCAUUUUUCCAAGUGUAACGAGCUCUUACAAAAAUCCGGACAGGUUCCAAUCGAUUGGGCCCAAUUGGAUUGACUUCCGACUUCAGACCAGUGCCAUGCCCUUUUAGCACGGUUCGAAGAGGAUUUGCUGUCCUGAAAUAUAACCUGUUUCAGUGAGAAAAUCUUAUCACGCGACUCGGUCACACCCAAGGAGCCAAGUUUGUUAUUUGAAGUUGGUAUGACAUACAUGUUAUAUAAGAUUGCUUGUACAACAUAAGAAGGGACUUUUUCCUGUUCUAAUUGCUUGAAAUAUUGUGCUUUGAGUCAAUGUAUCGACCAAAAGGGCAUUGAUUGUAAAGGCAUUCUGUCAUCUAACUGAGAUAUUGUGCAAAUAAUUGGCGAGAAAUGGUU
This is a messenger RNA of Tigriopus californicus, 1282 nucleotides long. RefSeq names its product uracil-DNA glycosylase-like. Lineage: Eukaryota; Metazoa; Arthropoda; Copepoda; Harpacticoida; Harpacticidae. Gene Ontology annotation, molecular function: uracil DNA N-glycosylase activity. The coding region runs from base 60 to 965 and encodes 301 amino acids. The transcript has a single exon. Gene Ontology annotation, biological process: base-excision repair; base-excision repair, AP site formation via deaminated base removal. Gene Ontology annotation, cellular component: mitochondrion; nucleus. The record is from RefSeq and is a predicted model, not a curated record.